AUGGCCUCCUCUUCAACCUCGAACCGACCCAACGGGUCCGUCUCUAGCGACCGGCCUACAUCGCCCUCGUCCCACGCCGGCAGCUCCUCGUCGACCAAGGCACGCAACCCGCCCUUCCUGCCCACGCCACUCGAAGCCGCCGCCCUGCUGCUGUACCCAAUACUCCUGACCUUCGGGACGCUCUUCUCGCUGCUCUCGCCACAGGUGCGCAACGCGCCCUACUUCCCGGCCCUGCAGGCGCACAGCCAGGACCCGAGCCUGUCGCCGUCGUACUUUGCGCGCAAGUCCAACGUCUUCAACGUCUUCUUCGUCAAGCGCGGCUGGGGCUGGAUCUCGCUGGCCUUCUUCGUCUUCCUCUUCACGCACCCGGCCGUCCGGAGCGCCCAGCAAAAGACCCGCGGCCUGAUACGCUGGGGCCUAGUGACGACGUGGUGGGUGCUCGUCACGCAGUGGUGCUUCGGCCCGGCGCUGAUCGACCGGUCCUUCCUGUUCACGGGCGGCAAGUGCGAGCUCGCUGAGGCGAAGCUUGAGGUCGGCGCCGACGUCACCGGCAAGGAUUUUUUCACGGCCGUGGCGUGCAAGACCGCCGGCGGGAAAUGGAAAGGCGGCCACGACAUCAGCGGCCACGUGUUCCUGCUGGUCCUGGGGAGCUACUUCUUGCUGCAGGAGGUCGGCUGGGUCUAUCUGAACCACUGGCAGCGGCGCGGCGCGGGCGGUGCCAUCGAGCUGAGGGACGAGAGGAGCGUCAUCAUGCACGAUGGGGCCAUUAAGAGCGCUGCCGUCGAGGGCGAACGCGACCACUCGGAGAGGGGAGAUACGGCUCGUCCACGGAGCGCUUGGGAGGCGCUCGCACUAGGAGGGAGACUUGCCGGUGGUGUAUUCUUGCUGAGCUUGUGGAUGAUCCUCAUGACGGCCAUCUUCUUCCACACAUGGAUUGAGAAGCUUACCGGUCUUCUGGUCGCCUCUGCGGUCAAGGUUCCCGCCAAUCUCCCAGAGCUGGUGAGGGCCAAAUUCAACACUGCUAAGGCCAAUGGCGACGUCAACUUCUAUCCAACACAGGUCGCUGUGCUGAAGCCAGGAUCAGUCCCAUUCCAACUCCGCUUCUCCCCGUCGCUGGCCAACAAGCCAAAAGGCCCUCCGCCAGCCAGCAACGGCCCAGACAAGAAGACGAAGCCCUUCAACCCCUUUGAGGACCCCCCGCCCACGGCCCUCGUCUCAGAACUCCCGCCGGGCCAUCGCCUAGUGCUCAACAAGUUCGCCGUCGUGCCGGAGCACUUCCUCCUCAUCACCCGCUCCUUCAAGCAGCAGACCCACCUUCUGGAAGCGGACGACCUGUCCGCCGCCCAUGCCUGCGUGCGCGCCUACCACGAGGAUGCCAGCGGCGGCCAGGAACUCUUUGUUUUCUUCAACUCUGGCGAGCACAGUGGCGCCAGCCAGCCGCACAGGCACCUGCAGCUCCUCCCCGUGGACAAGAUGCGGGAGGGCCUGGAUGAUGGGUCGGGCUGGACGGUGCUGACUGACCGGCUCGUCGAGGGAGGAGAUGUCAAAUUGCCGUUCGCCACAUUCUCUGAGACGAUAGCUGAUGACGUGGGCCCCGAGGCUCUGCGGGCAGCUUAUAUCCGGCUGUAUCGCAAGGCGUGUGCCGCGGUGGGUUGGGACGAGAAUGAUUUGGGAGAGCUUGCGAGCGAUGACGUGCCUGCAAAGAUCAGCUAUAAUCUAGGCAUGACGCGAAAUUCUUUGGUGGUGUGCCCUCGCUUAGCAGAAGGGGAUGCCGUCCGAACCAGCGACGGCCAAAAGGUCGGACAGUUGGCACUUAACGGGACGGUUUUGGCUGGUACCGCCUUAGUUAAGAGUGAAAAGGAGUGGGAUGCUUUGAGAGACAACCCAGGCCAGUUGUGGGAUGUGCUGGCGAAGAUUGGGUGCAACACAUGA
Diaporthe amygdali is the source of this 1932-nucleotide messenger RNA. RefSeq lists its product as uncharacterized. Gene Ontology annotation, biological process: lipid storage; phospholipid biosynthetic process; nucleotide metabolic process. The transcript has 4 exons. Gene Ontology annotation, molecular function: ATP:ADP adenylyltransferase activity; ATP binding. The record is from RefSeq and is a predicted model, not a curated record. Bases 1 to 1932 code for a protein of 643 amino acids. Gene Ontology annotation, cellular component: endoplasmic reticulum membrane. NCBI's taxonomy places the organism in Eukaryota, Fungi, Ascomycota, Sordariomycetes, Diaporthales, Diaporthaceae.